CUCAGUAGCGGGGGGCACGCCACUGUGCACGCAAGUCGUGCGGAAUAUUUUGCUUUUUUUUGGCUUGGUCGAUCGGGUAGUGUCCUCGUUCUCCUUUCAUUGUUUGGUUUGUCACAAUGGGCAAAGCAGAUUUCCUCAGUCCCAAGGCGAUAAGCAACAGGAUAAAAGCCAAAGGUCUUCAGAAGUUGAGAUGGUAUUGUCAGAUGUGUCAAAAGCAAUGCCGGGAUGAGAACGGUUUCAAGUGUCACUGCAUGUCUGAGUCCCAUCAGAGACAGCUGUUAUUAGCUUCGGAAAAUCCAAACCAGUUCAUGGAUUAUUUCUCAGAGGAGUUCAAAGGUGAUUUUUUGGAGCUGCUCAGAAGACGCUUUGGAACCAAACGAGUGCACAACAACAUUGUCUACAAUGAGUACAUCAGUGACAGGGAGCACAUCCAUAUGAACUCCACACAGUGGGAGACGCUUACAGACUUUACCAAGUGGCUGGGUAAAGAAGGUUUUUGCAAGGUCGAUGAGACGCCCAAAGGAUGGUACAUCCAGUACAUCGACCGUGAUCCAGAGACAAUUCGGCGACAAGAAGAGCAGGAGAAGAAAAAGAAGCAGGACCUGGAUGAUGAAGAGCGAAGCGCCAAGUUUAUUGAGGAUCAGGUCCGGCGAGGCCUUACUGGCAAGGAGCCAGAGGAAGCUCCAGUGUUCACAGAGCUCAAGCGAGAAAAUGAAGAAGAGAGAGUUGCCUUCAACCUGGCCACCUGUUCCUCUGGAGCUGGCCCUUCAAAACCAAGCACUGUCCUGGGUUUAAGUGCCCUGAAAGCAGGAGCUUCAUCCAAAAGGAAAGAGAUAUCUUCCCAUCCAGAGUCCAAGGAGAAGAAGAAGAAAUCUGCCCUGGAUGAGAUCAUUGAGAUGGAGGAGCAGAAGAAGCAGUCGGUCAGAACGGACUAUUGGCUGCAGCCGGACAUCGUCGUCAAAAUUGUCACGAAGAGACUGGGAGAGAAAUACCACAAAAAGAAGGCAGUCAUCAAGGAAGUACGGGACAAGUACACAGCCGUGGUGAGAGUGAUCAGCUCCGGAGACAAACUGAAACUGGACCAGAGUCACCUGGAGACGGUCAUUCCUGCACCAGGUAAACGGGUUCUGAUCCUGAACGGCCAGUACCGGCAGACAGAGGCCAUGUUGGAUGGCAUAGACGAGAAGAACUUCUGUGCUACGCUCACACUUGAUUCUGGUCGAAUGAAGGGAAAGACGGUGGCUGGGAUUGCCUACGAAGACUUCUCAAAACUGGCUUGACCCCGCAGACAUCUUUUUUUUCUUUUUUUUUUUAAAUAGACCAGCUAACUGGUUAUAGGACUCUACUGUGUCUGAGUACCUUCCCUGAGGUACACCUCUACACCUGUAUGUACAUAUCCCAAACUGCAUCUCAUGCGGACUUAUUAUGGUACGCUUCAGUACCCUGAGAUCCGUUUGUUUUAAUUUUUCUGUGUGUUGUCAUUCAAAUCGUUUUUCACAAUUACAAAGAGUAAUUCCUCUUGA
This is a messenger RNA of Lampris incognitus (smalleye Pacific opah), 1523 nucleotides long. It is a transcript of the gene kin, whose product is annotated as Kin17 DNA and RNA binding protein. Gene Ontology annotation, biological process: DNA damage response; DNA replication. Lineage: Eukaryota; Metazoa; Chordata; Actinopteri; Lampriformes; Lampridae. Gene Ontology annotation, molecular function: double-stranded DNA binding. Bases 117 to 1280 code for a protein of 387 amino acids. Gene Ontology annotation, cellular component: nucleus. The transcript has 12 exons. The record is from RefSeq and is a predicted model, not a curated record.